This is a messenger RNA of Psilocybe cubensis, 627 nucleotides long. RefSeq lists its product as uncharacterized. The record is from RefSeq and is a predicted model, not a curated record. Gene Ontology annotation, biological process: peptidyl-arginine methylation. Lineage: Eukaryota; Fungi; Basidiomycota; Agaricomycetes; Agaricales; Agrocybaceae. The transcript has 5 exons. The coding region runs from base 1 to 627 and encodes 208 amino acids. Gene Ontology annotation, molecular function: protein-arginine omega-N monomethyltransferase activity.
AUGGAGGACGAUGAGGAGACCACGAAGGCGAUUCCACCUUGGGUUGAACUCGAAUACGCGCACAUGCGCAUGCUCGCUGGUCCAGAAGGCCACGUCCAAUUCACGUCUCUCUCCAAGUCAUCCUGCGACUUUCUUUCCAAUGCAUUCAGUGCCGCCUCCGAUCCCAGCCUAUCCAAGGUCUCCGCGCACAGGGACGGCAUCAUGCGCCUUAUGGAAACCCAGGGCAUCCCUCUCGACAAAGUCUGCUUACUCGAUCCCAAAGCCGAAAGCGAACUUGCGCCAGAGGACGGCGACGGUCGAUUUGAAUGGUUUUUGUUCGGGGUAUGUCCUCGCGACGACCCACCGCGCGACCGUACCUCUGAGCUACGGGUUCGUGGAUUCCCCACUCGCCACCUAGGACCCGUGCAAAUGACGACAGACACUGCACUCGGCGUUACCAAGCUUGUCGUUCACGAUAAAAUCCCUCUGAAAGAGAUACCUUACAUCGAUCACCCCACAAUCCGAUUUAACGCGAAAGAAUCCGUCGAGAUGCCAUUUAGGUACAUUGCUGACGGAGAUGAACCCCGCCUCCCUCCAGGGAUGAAGCAGCUCCUGCAUGAAGAUCUCAACAAGACAUUUGAUUUUUAA